CGGCGCAUGCGCGGCGGUGCCCGGAAGCAGGCGGCGUGCCGGGCUGGCUGCCGGGGCUGCGGUACCGGCGGCGCGGAGCGGAGCGGGAUGAGCCCUGCGGAGUGAGCGGAGCCCCCGCCCGCCCUCCUGCCCGCUCCUCUCCGCUCUCCGCCCCGCCCGGCUCCGCUCUGGCUUCAGGCCCCUUCUCCCUGCGCUGCGGCGGGCGGAGGCGGCGGAAGGAGAAGCCCAUGGAGGGGAACCGGGACGAGGCCGAGAAGUGCAUCGGCAUCGCGCGGGAGGCGCUGGAGGCCGGGAACCGCGACCGUGCCCUGCGCUUCCUCGGCAAGGCCCAGAAGCUCUACCCGACCGACACAGCCCGAGUUUUGUUGGAAGCUAUUAUGAAGAAUGGAAGUACUGCUGGGGGAGGCGCUUACUGCCGAAAACCAGCCAGUAGCAAUGAUCAAAGUAAGCCCAAUAGCACGAAGGAGAGCAAUGCAUCUGCUGCAGGUGAAAGUGGAAAAGGCUACACCAAAGACCAAAUGGAAGGAGUAUUCAGUAUAAAGAAAUGUAAAAACUUUUACGAAGUCCUUGGGGUGUCAAAGGAUGCGGGUGAAGAAGACCUCAAGAAGGCCUAUAGGAAACUUGCUUUGAAAUUCCACCCAGACAAAAACCACGCACCUGGAGCAACAGAGGCUUUUAAAAAGAUCGGACACGCAUAUGCUGUGUUGAGUAACCCAGAAAAGCGAAAGCAGUAUGACCUGACGGGCAGCGAAGAGCAGACCUGCAGCCACCCAAGCAACGGCAGAUUCAACUUCCACAGAGGCUGCGAGGCAGAUAUCACUCCAGAGGAUCUAUUCAACAUGUUUUUUGGAGGGGCCUUUCCAACAGGUAGUGUACAUUCAUUUUCUAACGGUCGUGCUGGCUACAGUCACCCUAAUCAGCACCAUCAGAGCGGGCAUGAGCGGGAAGAAGAGAGGGGUGAUGGAGGCUUCUCUAUGUUCAUUCAGCUGAUGCCUAUUAUUGUGUUGAUCCUCGUCUCCUUGUUGAGCCAGUUGAUGGUAUCGAACCCUCCUUACGCCUUAUACCCAAGAUCAAGUACAGGGCAGACCAUAAAAAUGCAGACAGAAAACUUGCACGUCGUUUAUUACGUCAACAAAGACUUUAGAAAUGAAUACAAAGGAGCCUCGUUACAGAAGGUGGAAAAGAGUGUGGAAGAGGAUUAUGUGUCCAACAUUCGUAAUAAUUGUUGGAAGGAGAGGCAACAAAAAUCAGAGUUACUUUAUGCAGCAAAAGUAUAUCGAGAUGACCGUCUCCGAAAGAAAGCAGACUCCAUGGCCAUGGACAACUGCAAAGAACUAGAACGGCUGACCAGCCUCUAUCGAGGAGGAUGAACUACAAUUAUAGACAUAUAUCUUUACAUAUGCCCUUAUCUCUUGUAAAUUAAGAAGAGAUUUAGUUUCACCAUGAAUACUGGAGAAGAGGGGUGGAUGUAAAACUCUACUGUGUAGCUGUUUCCAGAAACCUUAUGCUGAAAUAUCAUUUAAUGGCUUCUUUACCUACUGUGAAAUAUAGGUACUUUAAUUGUCUAGAUUUUACUUCAAAGCUUCUGUGAAUUCUUUCAGCAGAGAGAAUAGCUCAGAAAGGAUGCUAUACUUGUAGAGACUUAGUCAUAGUGGUUCUCCUCUAACAUAUUUGCCAUGUAAAUAUCUGUGGAAAGAACACUGUGUAUAUAUGAGUUAAAUUACUUUCUAUUUAAAAUCUCAGAAAUUUAGUUCCAUACAACAUUUUGUCUCACUGAUGGAAUAAAUGGUAUGAUUACAUCACUCCUA
This is a messenger RNA of Columba livia (rock pigeon), 1808 nucleotides long. RefSeq names its product DnaJ heat shock protein family (Hsp40) member B14 (gene DNAJB14). Gene Ontology annotation, molecular function: Hsp70 protein binding. NCBI's taxonomy places the organism in Eukaryota, Metazoa, Chordata, Aves, Columbiformes, Columbidae. Gene Ontology annotation, cellular component: endoplasmic reticulum membrane. Bases 228 to 1370 code for a protein of 380 amino acids. The record is from RefSeq and is a predicted model, not a curated record. The transcript has 8 exons. Gene Ontology annotation, biological process: cellular response to misfolded protein.